Messenger RNA from Heterobasidion irregulare TC 32-1, 246 nucleotides. RefSeq lists its product as uncharacterized. The record is from RefSeq and is a predicted model, not a curated record. The annotation marks the transcript as partial. The transcript has a single exon. Lineage: Eukaryota; Fungi; Basidiomycota; Agaricomycetes; Russulales; Bondarzewiaceae.
GGACCGACCGUAUUUGGUAAAAGUUGGCAUCUUUGGUACUUGUCGAGCACUAUUCAGUAUCUCCCCAAAGCUUUCCGAAUACCUCCCUCGGACCCUAGCGCGGGUGCAUGCUCAUCACCAGAGCUAAUACAAGGGGGUGGUUUUCCAGAUGGAAACAUAAGCAAUGUGUAUAAAGUCACAGGUCAUGGAAGAAUAAUACUUAGGGCACCAAUUCUCAUUGCCCACUGCCGAGCCAUAGUGCGAUAG